CUUCCCUUUGUUGACUCUUUCCCCUUCUACACAAACACAAGCACAGCCGAGGCGAGCAAACCCGAGGGAGAGAAAACAAAUCAAAUCGCGUGUUGAUUUAGACGACCAGACCCAGGUUGGAGAUCAAGAGGAGCAGGGGAAAUUUCCGUAGACUUCGCCGACCGGAAGGAGAGAGGAGAGGAGAGGAGCCUUCGUCGACCGCCGCCGCCGCCGCCAGCAAGGAGUUCGAUUUGGCAAGGGGAGUUUUGGAUGGGCGACCAUGUGGUUGUGAACGUGGACGGCCUGACAAACGCCAAGGAUGAUGGCGUCGCUGACAAGCCAUCUGAGGCCGUGACUGCUCCGUCAGUGGCCGUGUCUACUGUUGCUGAUUUGGCCGAGGAGGAUGGCCGUGAGGAUGAGCCACUCAUCCAGGCUGCAGAGUGCCGCAUAUGCCAGGAGGAGGACAGCAUCAAGAAUCUCGAGAAGCCAUGUACUUGCAAUGGCAGCCUCAAGUAUGCUCAUAGAGCAUGUGUGCAACGCUGGUGCAAUGAGAAAGGAGACAUUACAUGUGAAAUUUGCCAUGAGCAAUAUAAGCCUGGUUAUACAGCGCCACCUCGUGUUCAACCAGAUGAGACCACCAUAGAUAUAAGUGGUGAUUGGACCAUUACAGGAGCUCCUCUGGAUUUGCGCGACCCAAGAAUUCUUGCUGUAGCAGCUGCACAGCGCCGUCUUCUUGAAGCAGAGUAUGAAGAAUAUGGUGGUAAUGAUGCUAAUGGUGCUGCAUUCUGCCGUUCUGCUGCACUCAUUCUAAUGGCCCUAUUGCUUCUGAGGCACGCAUUGUCAAUCUCUGACAAUGAAGGAGAUGAUGAUGCUUCUACCAUGUUCUCCCUUUUCCUUCUUCGGGCUGCUGGAUUUCUUCUGCCGUGCUACAUCAUGGCAUGGAUCUUCAGCAUUUUGCAUCGGCGGCGACAAAGAGAGGAAGCGUCCGCAAUUGCCGCAGCUGAGGUCGCGUUCAUCCUGCAAUCAGCCCAGGGCCGUGCCCUUCAGUUCACCAUCGCUCCGGACUCCCCCACCACUCCGCAGCAUGAACCACACCACCAGCACCAACAGCAGCAGCCGCAACAAUAGUUAAACUAUUGGGUAGUUCCAGAGAGUCCCUACACGCAUGCAAACACAAGAGUUGCACUCUGGAUGCCCGUUGUUGCUCAUGAGGAACGUCCGGAAGCUGGCCCCGCUUCUUGCGGCCAUGUGAAAACCUUGUACAAUGUCUUAUUUGCCCCCGAGCAAUGCGACUAAACUUGUAUUUGUCCAAGUCUUAUACAAGCAUUUAUUUAAAUGUAAAUUUAGUAUCUAACUAUCUAUUACGUUC
This is a messenger RNA of Lolium rigidum, 1348 nucleotides long. RefSeq lists its product as uncharacterized. NCBI's taxonomy places the organism in Eukaryota, Viridiplantae, Streptophyta, Magnoliopsida, Poales, Poaceae. The transcript has 8 exons. Gene Ontology annotation, molecular function: zinc ion binding; ubiquitin-protein transferase activity. Gene Ontology annotation, biological process: protein ubiquitination. Gene Ontology annotation, cellular component: membrane. The record is from RefSeq and is a predicted model, not a curated record. The coding region runs from base 250 to 1107 and encodes 285 amino acids.